AUGCCUGGAAUUUACCGUGCCCCGGAGGUAAUUUUGGGAAUGGAUUGGGAUUCUAAAGUGGAUAUUUGGGCGAUUGGUGUCAUGAUGUGGGAUCUUCUUGAAGGCGGCCAUUUAUUCUUCGCGAAGAAAAACCGAAUACUAGAUGAUGAACAGCACCUUGCAGAAAUGGUUUCGCUUUUGGGGCCUCCACCUCCAGAAUUCUUGAAAAGGAGUGAAAAGUGCGAUCAAUACUGGGACAAUCAAGGAAACUGGAAAGGCUCCGUUCCAAUUCCUGAUCAGUCUUUCGAAACCCGUGAGCAGUGGCUUCAUGGGGACGACCGGACCCUCUUCGUACAUUUCUUGCGCAGGAUGUUAUGCUGGAUGCCAGAGGAGAGGCCCGUUGCGGAGGAGCUGGCAUUUGAUGAGUUUUUGAUGCAGCCACAGGCCGCCGCAAUUUCGGGGGCAUCGACCGAGACACCGACGUAG
Venustampulla echinocandica is the source of this 465-nucleotide messenger RNA. RefSeq lists its product as uncharacterized. Gene Ontology annotation, biological process: protein phosphorylation. Lineage: Eukaryota; Fungi; Ascomycota; Leotiomycetes; Helotiales; Pleuroascaceae. The record is from RefSeq and is a predicted model, not a curated record. The transcript is spliced from 3 exons. Bases 1 to 465 code for a protein of 154 amino acids. Gene Ontology annotation, molecular function: ATP binding; protein kinase activity.